This is a messenger RNA of Bactrocera neohumeralis, 733 nucleotides long. RefSeq names its product nicotinamide/nicotinic acid mononucleotide adenylyltransferase 1-like. The transcript is spliced from 5 exons. Lineage: Eukaryota; Metazoa; Arthropoda; Insecta; Diptera; Tephritidae. Bases 56 to 631 code for a protein of 191 amino acids. Gene Ontology annotation, molecular function: nicotinate-nucleotide adenylyltransferase activity; nicotinamide-nucleotide adenylyltransferase activity. Gene Ontology annotation, biological process: NAD+ biosynthetic process. The record is from RefSeq and is a predicted model, not a curated record.
UACUACAAAACACAAGGAACACAUCACGUCAUUGGUGGCAUCGUUUCACCCACACAUGAUUCAUAUCAGAAGGAAGGACUCGUUGCUGGUACACAUCGAUUGCCAUGUUGAAAUUAGCAUUGCAAUCCUCAACAUGGAUAAAAACUGGGAAAUAACGCAAACGGAAUGCUCACGCACAAUCUCGGUUCUGCAGUACCACCAAAAUUAUAUGAAUAACUACAUCAACUCACUAGAAAGUGAUAUAAACGGUACUCUACCUGGUUGGAUGCCUCCCGGUUUGCGUGAGCGGCAGGAUGGUGUGCAAUUGAAAUUGCUGUGUGGAGCUGAUUUACUUGAAUCAUUUGCAGUGCCAGGGCUAUGGGCAGAUAAGGAUAUUGAAGAUAUUGUUGUUAAUCAUGGUUUAGUGGUUAUCUCACGCUAUGGCUCUAAUCCUGAAAAAUUCGUAUUCGAGCUAGAUAUGUUGAAGAAAUAUCAGGAACAUAUCACGUUAAUAACGAAUUGUGUACCAAACGAAAUUAGUUCAACGUUGAUACGACGUCUUAUAUCGCAAGAACAGUCUGUGAAAUACUUGAUCGAUGACAGGGUCAUUGACUAUAUUCAAAGGCAAGAACUAUUUAAUUGUAAAACAUGAUUAUUUAUCAAAUUCAGCUGUCCACGCGAAGGCAGAUAUUUUUAGGGACUGCCGGAAGUGACGUCGUAAUGGCCGAGUUUUAAAUAUUUUCCGUUGAAAAUU